CGACCUCUCACAUUCUCAGUUUCUCUAAGCUCAAGCUAAGACCUACCCCAGCUCAGUGCUGCUCAAGUUUUGCUCGGUGCCGUGCAUCGCGCCGCCGCCGCCGGCCACCACCAUCGUCGCCGCCGCUGACCGCCACCUCGCGAGGUGCCGACGGCCGUCGCGGGCUCGCGGCGUCACGUCGAUAGCAGAGCAAGCAGGUGGCAAGGUUGAAGGGCACAUCUAGCUGCUUCUUGUUCUACCCCCAAGAAAGGUACGUGCAUGUGUGGUUGACUAGCUUGCACCAGAUCUGUUGGAGUGCUAGUUAGUAGUUAGCCUAGCUACAGAUGUUUGAUUUGUUCUGUUGAUCACCCAAUCUAGUCUAAAAUUGGUAUUGCAUAACGAUGAACUUUAUUGGCUGCUGAUUUGUUUUACACUCCAUUAGAUUUGUUAAGCUAUUAGUCUGUCACUUUGUUGGGCACUAAUACCCAUGAUACGGUAUUAUGGAUUUAUUAAUGUUAUGAAUCUAUUAUUAUGUUUUUGUGAUGCUGUGAUGUUCCUGACUUCCUGUCAUCUUAGAUAUAUUGGUGGUAUUUUUAACAUUUAUUUUUACAUAUGUAUAUUCAACAAUAUCUGGUGUUUCUGACUUUCUGUAUAAAAAAUAAUGCAAAACAAAUAUUAUAUUAAUAAAUAAAAAACCGGCGGUUCGACCGGUGACCCGGCGGUUGGACCAGUGAACCGGUGAACCAGCAACUUGACCGGUUCGAUCUCCGGUCCGGUUUUUUUUUUUACUAUGCCGACCAGUGAGCUUAGCAGCCAUGUCGAGACAAACGGCACUGCCAGUAGGAUUCGUUUCACAUGUAGUAUGCGCAUCCGACAAACUAUUAAUGUGAACUGAUAUGAUACAUUUUAGAGCUAGCAGUCGACAAAUAAUAUCAAACGUGCUGUUAAGGUAUCGUGUCCUAGGCUCCUGGCUACUCCCCCACUAUUUUGGCCUUUUGGGUAAGCACAGACCCGGCCAUAAAAGUAAAGCAGCCGAUCGAGCAGCGGUGCAGCCGCCAUUCGUGCACAGGCAUCAUGGCGACCUCCCUGACCCUGAUCGCCACACCAUGCACGGCUCCUAGAUCAUCCUCGUCCUUCGCACUCGCUCCACGGCUGCCGCCUCGUUGCAGCAACGCGACUGCAGCACGUCGCCGCGCCGUGAGGGCAACCACGCUGCAAUCGGAUCAGGAACCUGCAGGAUCAGGAGACAGCGGCGCCACGACGACGAAGCUGUCUGCCUCGACCAGCGUCCGCCAAGAACGCUGGGAAGGCGACCUGCCCAUCGAGGGAUGCCUCCCUCCUUGGCUGAAUGGCACGUACAUCAGGAACGGGCCGGGGAUGUGGGACGUCGGGGAGCACGCGUUCCACCACCUGUUCGACGGCUACGCGACGCUCGUCCGCGUCUCCUUCCGCGGCGGGGGUGGUGCGCGCGCCACGGGGGCGCACCGGCAGAUCGAGUCGGAGGCGUACAGGGCCGCCGUGGCGCGCGGCCGCCCGGUCCUCCGCGAGUUCUCCCACUGCCCCGCGCCGGCCAAGAGCCUGCUCCACCGCUUCGGCGAUCUCGUCGGCCUCGUCACCGGCGCCGCGCUCACCGACAACCCCAACAGCGCCGUGCUGCCGCUCGGCGACGGCCGGGUGAUGUGCCUCACCGAGACCACCAAGAGCUCCGUCCUCAUCGACCCGGACACGCUCGAGACGGUGGGCAGGUUCCGGUACACGGACAGGCUGGGUGGCAUGGUGCAGUCGGCGCACCCGAUCGUGACCGACACGGAGUUCCUGACGCUGCUGCCGGACCUCGUCCGUCCGGGCCACCUCGUCGUGAGGAUGGAGGCCGGGAGCAACGAGAGGAAGGUGAUCGGGAGAAUGGACUGCCGCGGCGGGCCGUCGCCCGGGUGGCUGCACUCGUUCGCCGUCACGGAGAAGUACGCCGUCGUGCCGGAGAUGCCGCUCCGGUACUCCUCCGCCAGCCUGCUCGCCUCCGAGCUCGCCCCGUUCUACGCCUUCGACUGGGUCCCGGCGUCCGGCAGCUACAUGCACGUCAUGUGCAAGUCCACCGGCAAGACCGUGGCGAGCGUGGAGGUGCCUCCUUUCAUGGCGAUCCACUUCAUCAACGCAUACGAGGAGGAAGGCGACGAGGCCGCCGUCGUUGUCGACUGCUGUGAGCACUACGGUGACCCUGCCAUCAUCGAGACACUCGUCCUCAGUAGACUGAGAUUGUUAAGGGGCAAGGACGUUUUACCUAACGCCAGGGUGGGGCGGUUCAGGAUCCCGCUGGAUGGGAGCCCGUUCGGCGAACUUGAGACGGCGCUGGACCCGGAGGAGCACGGGCGGGGGAUGGACAUGUGCAGCAUCAACCCGGCGCGCCUCGGCAGGAAGUACCAGUAUGCCUACGCGUGCGGCGCGCGUCGCCCGUGCAACUUCCCCAACACGCUCACCAAGAUCGACCUGGUGGAGAAGAAGGCCAAGAGCUGGCACGAGGAGGGCUCCGUGCCGUCCGAGCCUUUCUUCGUCGCGAGGCCGGGAGCCACCGACGAAGACGAUGGAGUGGUGAUAUCUAUUGUAAGCUCCGACGAUGGCGAAGGGUACGCACUGGUGCUAGACGCGACCACGUUUGAGGAGAUUGCGCGCGUCAGGUUCCCCUACGGAUUGCCCUACGGCUUCCAUGGCUGCUGGAUCCCUGCGACGGAAGAGUGACUGAGAAGGAAAAACCCGUAUGAAUAUCUGUAGCCGAGAAGACUAGGAUCAUAUGUAUGAGCAUCCAUGUAACUCGUGGGGAUUUUUAUUUUAAGCACUACUGGAGAAACCAUUUUUGUUGGGUUGGACAAAAUCCACAAUAAUCCCAGUUUGAAUAUAAACCGGAACUAAAGAUGAUUUUUUAUCCCGGUUUAAAACUUUAUCGGCCCUAAGUGAACACCAACCGUGACUAAA
This is a messenger RNA of Oryza sativa Japonica Group (Japanese rice), 2946 nucleotides long. RefSeq names its product carotenoid cleavage dioxygenase 8 homolog A, chloroplastic-like. Gene Ontology annotation, biological process: carotene catabolic process. The record is from RefSeq and is a predicted model, not a curated record. Lineage: Eukaryota; Viridiplantae; Streptophyta; Magnoliopsida; Poales; Poaceae. Gene Ontology annotation, molecular function: carotenoid dioxygenase activity. Gene Ontology annotation, cellular component: chloroplast.